Molecule: messenger RNA, 2625 nt
Organism: Neoarthrinium moseri
Lineage: Eukaryota; Fungi; Ascomycota; Sordariomycetes; Amphisphaeriales; Apiosporaceae
Exons: 4
Coding region: 1-2625 (874 amino acids)
Biological process (GO): DNA biosynthetic process; DNA repair; Okazaki fragment processing involved in mitotic DNA replication
Cellular component (GO): mitochondrion; nucleus
Molecular function (GO): DNA ligase (ATP) activity; ATP binding; DNA binding
Source: RefSeq, a predicted model, not a curated record
AUGCCGCCCAAGCAGGCCACUUUGGGGUACGUCAAGUCCUCGCAGACCACCUUGGGCAAGUUCUUCGGAAACCCGAACGGCUCCAAGCCCGCCCCCCAGCAGACCAAGCUAUCAUUCGCCACGAAGUCGGCAAAGAAGCCCAAGGAAGAAGCUGAAGAAGAUGCUACGCCCAGCAGCAGCGCAGAGGUGCCAGAUACCAGCUCCAAAGUGAAGGAUGAACCAGACGCGAAAGAGAAUGCGGACCCAGCGGACUCGAAAAAGCGCGAUCGCUCUGGCCUGUCGCCGAAAGAUAAAGUGAAGAAGAAGGCAUCCGCCAAAGUCAAGACCGAAGAAGUCGAGGACGAGGAAGAAUAUGCGCCGGUGUCCAAGCGACCGCGCAGGAAUCGCAAGACAAUUGAGGAGGACGAUGAAGAUGAAGUCAUGGCCGAUGCUGCACCUGCAAACCCAAUAAAAUCUACAACCACCAAAAGGGGCUCUCCGAAGAAGGCUUCUCCCCCUGCUAUCAAGAAGAAGCAACAACCUGAAGCCACAAAAGCCGAAGAUGACGUCAAGGAAGAGGCUACCGCAUCAGAGUCUGCCUCUGAAGUUGAAGAGGACGCGGACGAGGAAGAAGAGAAGCCUGAAGUCGCAGCAAAGGCACGUGAAAAGGUACAAACGAAGCUGAAGGCAAAGGCGAAGGAUCCGUUUCCGGAUUGGAAAGAAGGCACUCCAGUACCGUACUUGGCACUAUGCACGACCUUCUCUCUCAUUGAGCUCACCACGAAGCGGUUGGAGAUCAUUGAGCACUGCUCCCUGUUCUUGCGCCAGGUACUCCGCCUGACUCCAGACGAUUUUCUCCCAACCGUUCUCUUGAUGAUCAACAAACUUGCCCCUGAUUAUGCAGGCAUUGAACUAGGUAUCGGCGAAUCCCUUAUCAUGAAGGCCAUCGGCGAGACGACUGGGCGCAGUCUUCAGGUUAUCAAGAACGAUCAAAAGGAGAUUGGCGAUCUUGGACUUGUCGCCGUCAAGAGUCGCUCGACACAGCCUACCAUGUUCAAGCCUAAGCCUCUGACGGUGAAAGGUGUACACAAGGGUCUUAUGGAUAUCGCAACAGUGUCCGGCAAUGGAGCGCAAGGUCGCAAGGUCGAUGGAAUCAAGAAGCUGCUUUCCGCGGCUGACUCUCAUUCUACUGGCAAAGUUGACAUUUACAAAGAUAAGGGUGGCCCGAGCGAGGCCAAGUACCUUGUCCGCUUCUUGGAAGGCAAACUUCGCCUGGGCCUCGCGGAAAAGUCAGUGCUGGUCUCUGUUGGGCAAGCUAUGAUUAUCCACGAGAAGGAUAAGAGCGGCAAGGUCCCGAGUACGGAUGAGAUGGAGCAGGCCGAGUCCGUCCUCAAGACAGUCUACAGCGAAUUGCCCAGCUGGGAUGUCAUCAUACCAGCAAUGCUCAACAACGGCAUCAUGAAGUUGCGGGAAAGCUGCAAACUUCGACCGGGUGUUCCACUUAAGCCUAUGCUUGCGAAGCCAACCAAGGCUAUUACGGAAGUGCUUGACCGAUUCGAGAACCAAAAGUUUACUUGCGAGUACAAGUACGACGGGGAGCGAGCUCAGAUACACUACGUUGCCAAGGAACACCAGGAUGAGUACAUUGACGGUGUUCCUGGAGCCACCAAAGAGGCGGCAGCCGGAAUUGCAUCCAUUUUUUCGAGAAACUCGGAAGACUUGUCGAAGAAAUAUCCCGACAUCCUUGACAAGCUCCAUACCUGGGUCAAGGAAGGAACAAAGAGUUUUGUGCUCGACUGUGAGACAGUUGCCUGGGAUGUGACAGAUAAGAAGGUCCUCCCGUUCCAACAGCUGAUGACAAGGAAGAAGAAGGAUGUCAAGAUCGAAGACGUCAAGGUCAAGGUCUGUGUGUUUGCUUUCGACCUGCUGUUUCUCAAUGGCGAUGCCGUGGUCGAGAAGUCACUGCGUGAACGUCGCGAGCUUCUGCAUUCGGCUUUCAGUCCAGUUGAAGGAGAGUUCGCUUUCGCUACGCACAUGGACGGUCAGGAGCUCGAGGAAAUUCAGACAUUCCUCGAUGAGAGUGUCAAGGCAUCGUGUGAAGGUCUCAUGAUCAAAAAGGACUAUCUUGCAGGAGUUGGCGACUCUCUGGAUUUAGUUGUCUUGGGGGCUUAUUAUGGAAAGGGGAAGCGUACAUCAGUCUACGGUGCCUUCUUGCUAGCCUGCUACAACUCGGCAUCUGACACUUACGAAACCGUGUGCAACAUCGGAACCGGCUUCUCUGAGCAAGUCCUUGAGGAACUCCACUCGUCAUUGUCUGAGAUCGUCAUAGACCGCCCCAAACCUUUCUAUAAGCACUCAACCGAUAAGCCACAUCAGCCAGAUGUUUGGUUCGAACCGCGGUAUGUCUGGGAGGUGAAGACAGCCGACCUAACCCUGAGCCCGAGAUACAAAGCAGCGUGCAAGGAGGGACUAGAUCCAAGCGGUGAGAAGGGUAUUAGUCUUCGAUUCCCCCGAUUCAUCAAGAUCCGUGACGACAAGAAGCCUGAUGAGGCUACCGGGAGCAGACAGGUGGCCGAGAUGUACAGGAAGCAAGAGAGUGUGACAAAGAACAAGGGGCCUAGUGUGGAUGAUGAUUUCGAGUAUUAA